Messenger RNA from Chara braunii, 4006 nucleotides. The record is from the annotation of a GenBank genome assembly. Lineage: Eukaryota; Viridiplantae; Streptophyta; Charophyceae; Charales; Characeae.
CGAAACAACUCAGGUCACUGCAUUAUGUAUGUCAUGGUCAGAAGGGGUAUUAGUAAAAGUUCUCGGACGUUACGAUGUGCUAUUUUCCACUUGCGUCCAUGAUUAUUGACAGACGGGCGAAUAUUAUUGAAAUCGCUGUUCACACGAGGAAUCGGGACGCUGUUCACGUGAGAGACCACAUGGCAGUGCGAGCAAGAGUAGUGGCCAGUGGAGAGCUGAACGAUGGCUGGCUAUGGCGCCGCUGUUUGGAGACGGAAUGAGUGGGUUGCGUCGUGCGUGUAAGGUGGGCGAGGGCACGAAGUACACAAAGUAGCUGGUGAUGAUCGGAACGAAACGGGAGUCGUGCAAGCGAAUAGCCGACGCGUGGAUCGUAGAAAGUCCUAACAGCAGACACGUAGAACCGAAUACACGAACGACACGUUGAUCGCAGGUAGCAGACACGUGGACUUGGACAGCUGGCGCACGGAUCGCGGACACCUUUGCGAAUGACGGGAUGGGAAGAAGAGGAAGGAGUGGAAGUCGCCGGUUCUGGGCGACAGACGUGCUGCUUGGGCAAGUAUUACUUCUGCUGCUGUCAAUCACUGCAGUACUAUCGUUGAAAUUGGAGAGGGAGCAGGCACAACAGCCAUCGCUACGCACAACGGGAGUAGAUGUAGCGGGGACGAUUAGGGAAGAAGAUUCGGAGGGCGGCGGUGAAGUGGGGGCGGCCACAGGCACAAGAGCGAGAGCAUCAUGGGGCGGACGUGGAGAGAUCGAACCCCUGAUGACUACUCCUUGGCAGCGAAAUCGACCAGGCGGCCGGAAGAAUCGCGGCGAUGGCGACAUGGGGACAACGACAAAGCGACGCACGACGCCAGACGGACAGCUACAGAGCGGUAGACCUGAUCAGGGCAAGGGCGCGACGGCUAAAACGAGGCAACAACUGCUGAAGGCGCUUGUGAGACGGACUGGAACCAGAGCAAUGAAUGUCGAAGCCACCGAUGCGGCAGAGAGACAGUCAUUGCUGCUGGCGAUGGUGGGCCGGAUCUCGACAAUAUCUAGGGAUAUCAUCGCCGCAUGUAACGAGUCUUCUUUGGAGAUCAGAGCGACGUCGCUUACGAGAAGCGAAGAAGGCUCGUCGUUUCUUCUCGUCUUGCUUCUCGUUUGCACUCGUGACGACUCGGCACUGGCGUACCCGCUGAGGGGUGCAUCGGAUCCCGCGAGUGUCGGAGAAGAAGACGAAGACGUUCGACGCACGAUCAAUGAGCUUUCAUCCACGAGUCGGAUUCUGGAAGAUGAGCGGGGUGUCGGUGGUGCCGGCGUCGUUGACGACGACCAUAAAAGCGGUGGCGAUGCUGAUGCUGUCAGGGCGUGGGAUAACAUCCCACAUACCGAAGAAUCCAACGACCGUCGUUUGCAAUCGCCAAUCUUGGUAUCGGCGUCUGCCUACAGAGGUGAGAUGAGCAUUACUGCAGACAUGGAUACGCAGAACAUCCCUAUACAAAGAGUUUCUCCUCCGCCUUCUCCUAAAGCUUCUACUACUCGUUCUAGUGCUGCUACUGCAGCAACCAGUGCUGCUACUUCUAGUACCACUAGAACUACUACCACCACCAAUAGUACUUCUAGUACCACUAGAACUAUUACCACCACCAAUACUACUACGGCCACCACCAGUAGCGCCAACACCCGUAGCGAUUCCGGUGCAACUUCGCCUUUAUUUUCUGCAUUGGUUUUAUUGACUAGGAAAAGCCGGAGAGGCAAUCGUGCGGAGACGGGCGUUGACCCCGAUGAAUGGGUGUCGUCACCACCGCUGCCUCUGGAUCGGCACCUGUCAGACCCGACAGCGAUCGCGAUCUCUGCCAACGGGACCGUUGCUUACGUGGCGGACGCACGUACUCGUUCUAUCUUGGCCGUUUCUCUGUCGCCGAGUGCGGAGAGGACACGCCCCUUCGGAGCUCCUGCUACCACCGUCUGGUGCGUGGCUUCGAGUCCGGAUCUGGAUGGGCCGGCUGACGUGGCGGUAGACGGAAAGCGCGAGAUACUGUAUGCGACGACGCGGAGAGGGUUGGUGGCAGUGGAUUUGCUCACGGGGCAGGCCGAGGUGACUAUGAGAGCGUGCGCGAGCGGCUGUGCUCUGUGCGCUCCCUUGGGAUCACUGGCACUGUCCUCUAGCGGCCGGUGGGGAUGGGUGGUGGACUCUUCUCGGGACGUCGUUGUACGCUUCGGUCUGUUUGCUAGUAGUAAUAGAAAGGGGACCGAGCGGGUCGAGUCGGGAUCGGAAAAGAAGCGGGAAAGGGCAAUGUCUGAGAGGGGGAGCGGUCCGGAGAAAGAGCGGGGGGGGGAUGGUGCGCGCAAUCCUGCCGCAGCGGCGAUAGCGAAAGAAGAAGGCGCACAGAAGAAGAUAGAGUCCGGAGCGCGUGCGUUGGUGGCGCUGAGCGACGAUGAUCAAGUGCUUGCCACGUGGAACGAGGCAGGUUCCCGUCGAGUCCUGUCACUGUACUCUGUUAUCGCGAAUCAAGCAAAGGGUGAGGAGGAGGAGGAGGAGGAGGAGCAUGGCCACCUAUUCUCUGUGUCCGGUACAGCAUCUUCCUCCUCUUCUCGUACCUCCUCUUCAUCAUCUUCUUAUCCUACUUCUUCCGCGGGCUUUUCCUCGGUAAUGACGAAUAUCGGUCACGGGUAUACGGAGGGCAGUGGUAAAGGCAGUAAUGAGGUCGAGAGCCGUUCAACGGGCGCAACGAAGGUACAGCAGUUGUCGUUAUUGGGCACCUGGGAUGAGGGAGAGUGCAUCAACAGCACGAACGUCAGCGCUAGCGUCAGAGGCGGAGGUUGGGAAGAAGAGGUGCUGUGCAAUGGAAGGGUUGUGGCUGUCUCCGUGGACUCGCGCGCAACGACGCGCGUGGUCAUCGCGACGCAGAGGGGAGAGUUGAUCGAAGUGACUGCUGCGCCUCUCCGCGGCAAUGGGCCGGCGGCACCCUCGGAGCUGCUAUCUGUGCUGAAGAAGCACGAUCCCGACGAAGGCAAGAUCAACAGAGUGUUUGACCGCCUGGAGACCAAAUCCAAGGAGGGCGGGGAGGAGAGGGAGGAGGAAGAGGAAAAAGAGGAAGAGGGAAAGGGGGAUCUCGAGGGGAAUGAUCGGGAGGAGACGGCCCUGCCAUGUGGCAGUUUUUUUAGCACCAAGAACGGUGUUGUGGAUGCCACCCAUCCGUCACAGUCGCUGCUUCUCCUACGGCUUCCCUGCAAAGUAACGAAUGUGACCCUGUUGGGCGGCAGCUUUGAUGUCGGCGUAAUACACAUGAUUGGGUUUUGCGCGGUCGUGUCUGCUUUGUUAAUGACAGCCUUGAUCUGGUGUCUGUGCAGAGCAAGCGCAGGCUGUACUGGGUGGUGGUACUCGUCGUCCCAUGGCUUGAGUUCUGGGCCUUGGCAGGGGAGGCAGAAAGAGACAGCGGGCAUGCGUGCAGAGGACGACGCGCAGCCCGGCGGUGAUGGACCGAGGACGCUUUAUGGUAGGCAGGUGCACUCGGGGUCGGUAUUGCCACGUGGGAGGGAGAGUCGAGGUAGAGGUGGUUGGGACAGGGGACCCAGCUUGAGGGGUGCGGAAGCUGCCGAGGAGGAGGAGGAGGGAGUUGUGUUCAAGGGCUGGAAGAUUCCGCCUGGUACACUCAAGAGGAGUAAAGAGGAUGGGAAGUGGACGCUGAUGUGGCCCAACUCUGUGCGUAUAGGUUGAAAGCCGCCUUAUUUCUUCUCCUUGCAAUUGUUGUUGUCGUGUCACGCGCAGGGGUCAUCCGUGAAGACUAAAGAGACGAGGGUGCGGACGGAGGAAGGAGUGGGGAUGCCGGUCUCGUGUGGGCCACAUGGGAAAUAGCGGACGGGAUCUUACGCGGCUUGCAGUAAGAUCGCAGACGGAUGCCUGUGCACCGUGGCGGCACUUAUAGCGUGAGCGAACUGCGGGUGCGGGAAAAAGAACAUACUACCGUCUUCCCCUUGCCCCGAACAUAACGCACGCUGAAAAUGAACGUACACAAGCCGU